Messenger RNA from Triticum urartu, 2430 nucleotides. Its product is annotated as putative protein transport Sec1a. NCBI's taxonomy places the organism in Eukaryota, Viridiplantae, Streptophyta, Magnoliopsida, Poales, Poaceae. The record is from RefSeq and is a predicted model, not a curated record. Gene Ontology annotation, biological process: vesicle-mediated transport.
CGCUCCCCGUCCGACCCCGCGGCGGUGGCAAGCAACCUCUUUCCUUUCUCCCCGCUGCCUUUCCUUCCCUUCGCUCCGCUCCCCGCACGCGCAGCGCACUAAGCCUCCCACUCGCCCACCCGCACCAACCCUAGCCAGCGCGGCGCGCGGCGGCGAUGUCGACGGACUCCGACUCCUCGCGCGGCGGCAGCUUCCGCGAGAUCACCCGGGACCGUUUAUUAAAUGAAAUGUUAAGAUCAACUAGGCAGAACAAAGGAUCACCAUGGAAGGUUCUUAUCAUGGAUAAACUUACUGUCAAGAUCAUGUCAUCUUCGUGCAAGAUGGGAGAUAUAACAGAACAAGGAGUUUCAUUGGUUGAGGACCUAUACAAACGGAGGCAGCCGUUACCAUCAAUGGAGGCAAUUUAUUUCAUGCAACCUACGAAACAAAAUAUUGACAUAUUUAUGUCCAACAUGUCUGGGAAGCGUCCAUUGUACAAGAAAGCCUAUAUAUUUUUCAGUUCUCCCAUACAGAAAGAAUGGGUGGCUCAUAUAAGAAAAGAUUCAAGUGUUUUAGCACGCGUUGGUGCACUCAGUGAGAUGAAUCUGGAAUACUUCGCUAUUGAUAGCCAGGGCUUUGUAACUGACCAUGACAAGGCUCUAGAAGAGCUUUUCACAGAAAAUGCAGAAGGCUCAAUGAACUAUAAUUCAUGCAUUAACACGAUGGCCACUCGCAUUGCUACUGUAUUUGCAUCAAUGAAGGAAUUUCCUCGUGUGCACUAUCGUGUCGCUAGGACGAUUGAUGCUUCUACUUUGACAACUCUACGAGAUUUAGUGCCCACAAAGUUGGCAGCUUCUGUGUGGAAUUGCCUGGCGAGAUAUAAAUCAAUAAUACCUGAAUUUCCUCAGACAGAAACAUGUGAAUUACUUAUUGUAGAUCGUUCAAUAGACCAGAUCGCCCCUGUUAUUCAUGAAUGGACCUAUGAUGCCAUGUGUCAUGAUCUACUGUCCAUGGAUGGUAACAAAUAUGUGCAAGAGGUGCCAAACAAGAGUGGAUCAGGCACUGAGAAAAAAGAGGUUUUAUUGGAAGAUCAUGAUCCCAUAUGGUUUGAGCUUCGUGAUGUACAUGUAGCGGAUGCUAAUUUAAGACUGCAUGAGAAGAUGAGAGAUUUUAUAUCUAAAAAUAAAGCAGCUCAACUACACCAAGCAAGGACCAAUGGAGAGUUAUCAACAAAAGAAUUGCAAAAAAUGGUCCAAGCUCUUCCACAAUACACUGAUCAAAUUGAUAAGCUUUCCCUCCAUGUCGAGAUUGCAGAAAAGCUCUUUGACAUAAUCAAAGAACAGCAUUUGAAAGAUGUUGGCCAGCUCGAGCAAGAUCUCGUGUUUGGUGAUGCUGGCUCGAAAGAACUAAUCGAUUUCUUUAGGACACAUCAGGAUAUAAGUCGUGAAAACAAGCUGCGUUUACUAAUGAUUUAUGCUGCAAUUAAUCCAGAGAAGAUCCAGAGUGAGAAGGGAGCAAAGCUGAUGCAGCUGGCCGGAUUAUCUGCUGAUGAUAUGAUCGCAGUGAAUAAUAUGCGCUGCAUAUGUGCUCAUGAAACUAAAAAGUCUUCAAAAGGUGGUUUUCCUCUGAAAUUUGAAAUACGUAAGAAAAAACGUGGUAUCAGAAAAGAACGAAUAGGGGAAGAAUCAACAUGGACGUUGUCCAGGUUUUAUCCCAUCCUGGAGGAUUUGAUUGAGAAACUCAGUAAAGGAGAGCUUCCGAAAGAUGAGUACCAUUGUAUGAGUGACCCUAGUUCUAGCUUCCGGGGGAUCUCAAGCAGCAUGUCCGCUCGAACAAGCCCAGCUCAUCAACCAGCUCAAUCCAUGAGAUCUAGACGGACAGGUGGCACAUGGGCUAGACCUCGCAACUCCGACGAUGGCUAUUCAAGCGAUUCUGUACUGAAGCAUGCGUCAAGUGAUAUGAGAAAGUUGGGUCGGCGUUUGUUUAUCUUUGUUGUUGGGGGUGCUACCCGGUCCGAGUUACGCGCUGUUCACAAGCUGUCAUUGAAACUGAAGAGAGAAAUUAUCCUUGGCUCCUCCAGUCUUGAUGAUCCAGCCAAAUUCAUCACGAAACUGAAGAUGAUGUCGAAUGAGGAGCUGUCACUGGACGAUCUGCAAAUAUAACAAUAGGAGGGACGCAUCGGUUGUAAUUAUCUACUGAUUUAUCAGUCUCGGAUAUAGGUGUAGCUGAGCAUUGGACGGACCGGAAGUUCGCUUCUCACACAGUCUAGAGGGGCAUGCUGUAGGGCGGCCCUCCUUUUGGUAUCUCGUAAUCUAGUGUGUACAUAAACAUUGGCUAGCAGCUGUAGCGUGUCUGAUGACUUUUUUUGGACCAAUGGAAGGAGGUGUUCAUCAUUGUGUAUUGUCGGGAUGCGUUGAGAAUGUGUAACGAGAGACGUCUUCUUUUUCUUGA